Molecule: messenger RNA, 1742 nt
Organism: Rhinolophus ferrumequinum (greater horseshoe bat)
Lineage: Eukaryota; Metazoa; Chordata; Mammalia; Chiroptera; Rhinolophidae
Gene: ZBED2
Product: zinc finger BED-type containing 2
Exons: 1
Coding region: 838-1491 (217 amino acids)
Molecular function (GO): DNA binding
Source: RefSeq, a predicted model, not a curated record
AUGCCAGAGAAGGUGGAGAGUAGUGAGCUGCUUGCCGAGGACCACCAGGCGACACCGAGACAGUGGAGAUGUGAUCCACCUCUUUUUCCUCUGUGCACGCCCAUUCCUUCUGCUGAAAACAGCUAAGCCUGCUGUUUGGAUUUUUUAGGAUUCUGGCCCCAGAAGGACUUCUCUAAGGUACAAACUGACCUCACAUUAGGAAGCAUAUUACCCAGACCCUGGCAGGCUUUAUAGCUUCUGGACUGCUGUUACAACAGUUCUUAGGAAGCACGAGUCUCUCCCACGCCAGCAUCUGUCCAUGCUUGCUGCUACCAACACUGAGGAAGACCCGGUAAGGCUCCAGCCCUGGACGUCCUGAACUGCCUGAACCCUGAGGCUGCAAAUCCUGUCUCCACACACAUUUUAUAGGUAUCCAGGAGCACUGAGGCAGUGGAAGCAGCCAGGAGGAGAAUCAAGAGAAAACCUAAAAUUUUCAAUAUUCAAAAACACCGUGGUGGUGGCUGACAUAGAGAACACUGACUUCGCUAAAAAGCUUUAUAAUUGUUGCACUAAUUUGUUUUGUCUCUGUGGGCCAGCCAAGGAGGGAUCAGUACAUAUUCAGAGCACGGGGAGAAUAUACAUGAGAGCCUCAGAGGCCAUUUUGCUUGGCUCUGACUUACCCUGACUCUCCAGGGAAGCAGAAGGGAGGAACAUCCCACCAUCCAGGUGUGGCCAGACUUUGACUAUUAUUGCAAAUUCCCAGGAGUUACCUCAGUCCCUGCCCACGUAUACACUGAGCCUUAGUUGUGGUGCAACUAAAACUUUUAGCUCAAGGAGAGCUAUAGAAGAGGAGAUAGGAUGAGGCGGGAAGAGGAAGAAGAGGAGAGAACCAGGAUGAAGGCAAAAGGGGACUUAGAGAUGAAGGAGGAGGAGGAGACUGGUGAGAUGGGAGAACUGGUUGGCCCUUUUGUGAGUGCCACACCCACCCCAAUACCCCACAACAAGGGGACUCGGUUUUCCGAGGCAUGGGAGUAUUUUCACCUGGCCCCCGCUCGUGCUGGGCACCACCCCAACCAAUACGCCACUUGCCGCCUGUGUGGCAGGCAGGUGAGCCGUGGCCCUGGGGUUAAUGUGGGCACCACAGCCCUGUGGAAGCAUCUGAAGAGCAUGCACAGAGAGGAGCUGGAGAAGACUGGCCACGUGCAGGCAGGGCAGCGCCAGGACCCAAGGGCCCAAGGGUCCCAGUUCUCCAUGGGCAUCGAGGGUGACUGGGCCAGACUCCUGGAGCAGGUGGGGACACUGGUUUUAUGGGCCAGCCAAAGAGAAAAGGAAGUUCUUAGGAGGGAGAGGGCAGUGGAAUGGCGGGAGAGGGCUGUGGAACGGAGAGAGCGAGCCCUGGAGGAGGUGGAAAGGGCCAUCCUGGAGAUGAAAUGGAAGGUGAGGGCCGAGAAGGAGGCCUGCCAGAGAAAGACAGAGCAGCCUGCAGCAGACCAUCCCUUCCAUUUCGUUUAACUUGGGCUUGGGGGAAUCUAUUCUGAAACAUUGACUUUAGACUCAUAGCAAAGAGCCAUUUUAGUUUCAGCUUAAAUAUAUAUUAAUAGCAAAGCAAUUUAGUGAGGUUUUGUUUUUUUAAGAGAAAGAGUGCAUAGUAUGGGUUAAUCUCAGCAGGUCUGAAUUGACCAAAUGCUCAUCUAUAGGGUUCCUAGAGCUGUGCUGACCAAAACUUUGAAAUGUACUGAGUAAAGAUAAAUGUUGUUUUGCCA